AUGACUGUCAUAGCACUGUACAUCUACUCUGUAGUUGUCCAGACAGUUGAAAUGGAGUUACCAAGAGCUAAGGAUACUCACUCCCACAACACCCGGAGAGCAACUGACUACCUCCUUCCUGGACACCAUACUACACGUAAAAUUCAAGAGGUGGUGGAAGCUUUUGGAAGCCAUGUCCACAUGGAACUACAACAGAGAGGGGUUGAGUUCACCCAACUGUUUGGCAAAUACAAUCACCUGCGUCGGCCACUGCUGGAGCGGAUGCCUGCCAUGGAGGUGUCCCGGACUCACACCUCCGAGACCAACGGGGAGAUGGAGGGGGAGGUGCUGCCGGACACCACUCAGCCUCCUGACACGCAGGCGCAGGACUCGAACGCUCUGUUGGUGUUGCUCGGUGGAGACACCGGUGAGGGUGACAUCGUGAGACCUGUGGAGACCAGCAAGUCUACAGACAACCAGGACCUCUUGGAUCUACUGGGAGGUCUGGACAUCGGUACCACGAUUCCUUCAACUAACAGCAACAGCAACGGCCUACCUAACAACAACAACAACAACAUACUCCUGGACUCUACCCUACUGGACACCACACCGUCCACAGUGUCUGAGCUGGUAGCUUAUGAGAAGAACGGCCUGCGGUUACUGUUUACUCUGGAGAGGCUAGGGGAGACCCCCUCCACGACUGUGAUCCAUUGUACUCUAUUUCAUCCUGUUGUUGCAGUGUCUGAGCUGGUAGCUUAUGAGAAGAACGGCCUGCGGUUACUGUUUACUCUGGAGAGGCUAGGGGAGACCCCCUCCACGACUGUGAUCCAUUGUACUCUAUUUCAUCCUGUUGUUGCAGUGUCUGAGCUGGUAGCUUAUGAGAAGAACGGCCUGCGGUUACUGUUUACUCUGGAGAGGCUAGGGGAGACCCCCUCCACGACUGUGAUCCAUUGUACUCUAUUUCAUCCUGUUGUUGCAGUGUCUGAGCUGGUAGCUUAUGAGAAGAACGGCCUGCGGUUACUGUUUACUCUGGAGAGGCUAGGGGAGACCCCCUCCACGACUGUGAUCCAUUGUACUCUAUUUCAUCCUGUUGUUGCAGUGUCUGAGCUGGUAGCUUAUGAGAAGAACGGUCUGCGGUUACUGUUUACUCUGGAGAGGCUAGGGGAGACCCCCUCCACGACUGUGAUCCAUUUGUCUGAGCUGGUAGCUUAUGAGAAGAACGGCCUGCGGUUACUGUUUACUCUGGAGAGGCUAGGGGAGACCCCCUCCACGACUGUGAUCCAUUGUACUCUAUUUCAUCCUGUUGUUGCAGUGUCUGAGCUGGUAGCUUAUGAGAAGAACGGUCUGCGGUUACUGUUUACUCUGGAGAGGCUAGGGGAGACCCCCUCCACGACUGUGAUCCAGGUCGCAGCCAACAACUACGCUCAGUCUCCGUUCACUGAGUUUCUCUUCCAGGCAGCUGUACCCAAGACAUUCCAGUUACAAAUGCAACCACCAUCUGGCACUGUGAUCAGUCCUGGCACAUUCCAGUUACAAAUGCAACCACCAUCUGGCACUGUGAUCAGUCCUGGUGGCCAGAUAACUCAGACUAUCAAGGUCAUCAACCCCAACAGGACGAUGUUGAAGAUGCGUAUCCGGAUCAGCUACACUUGUGACGGGACUCCUGUACAAGACCAAGCCGACGUUAACAACUUCCCCCCCGAGAGCUGGCAAUGA
Messenger RNA from Homalodisca vitripennis (glassy-winged sharpshooter), 1695 nucleotides. RefSeq lists its product as uncharacterized. NCBI's taxonomy places the organism in Eukaryota, Metazoa, Arthropoda, Insecta, Hemiptera, Cicadellidae. Gene Ontology annotation, biological process: intracellular protein transport; receptor-mediated endocytosis; Golgi to vacuole transport. The record is from RefSeq and is a predicted model, not a curated record. The coding region runs from base 1 to 1695 and encodes 564 amino acids. Gene Ontology annotation, cellular component: AP-1 adaptor complex. Gene Ontology annotation, molecular function: clathrin-cargo adaptor activity. The transcript is spliced from 10 exons.